UUCCGAAUUGCAGGAAGGCUCACUGCAGACGAUUAGUCAUCUCUCACGAGAGGCGACACUCUGUUUCAGUGUUUCAGAUCUCUCGCCUCGUUGAUAAUUUUCGAUUCAGAAAAAUUUCCAUUCUCGCUGUUGGAUAUAUAAUAAUAUAAUACACAUAUACUUCUCUUUGGUUUGAAGAACUCUCUCUCAGCUCAUUCUCUCUCUAGAUCUUUCUUUCUCUGGUUUAUUGGAAUCUAGGAGAGGGGUUCGAGUUAGCCUAUUGCUACUGCAGAUCUCUGAAUAUCUGUGGGUGAUUCGCUGUUGUUUUCUUGGUCGAUUUCCAGAUCGUUUGCUCCAGAUCCACUGCACUGAUCUCGGUGUUCUGAUCGUGUACAACCAUGGCGGCCGCCAACGCACCAAUCACUAUGAAAGAAGCGCUCACGCUGACUAGCUUAGGGAUCAAUCAGCAGUUCAUUACCUUUACGAAUGUGACCAUGGAAUCCGAUAAGUACAUCUGUGUUCGUGAGACUGCUCCUCAAAAUAGUGUGGUGAUCAUCGAUAUGAGCAUGCCAAAUCAACCAUUGAGGCGGCCUAUUACUGCAGAUUCCGCACUUAUGAAUCCAAAUUCUAGAAUUUUGGCACUAAAAGCUUCACUUUCUGGAACCACUCAAGAUCAUUUGCAAAUAUUUAACAUUGAGGCAAAAGCAAAGAUAAAGUCAUAUCAGAUGCCUGAGCAGGUUGUGUUUUGGAAGUGGAUCACCCCAAAGAUGUUGGGUUUAGUGACACAAUCAUCUGUAUAUCACUGGUCCAUUGAAGGUGAUUCUGAGCCAGUAAAGAUGUUUGAAAGAACUGCAAAUUUGUCCAACAACCAAAUAAUCAAUUAUAAAUGUGAUCCUUCUGAAAAGUGGUUGGUUUUGAUCGGCAUUGCUCCAGGUUCACCUGAGAGACCUCAACUGGUUAAAGGAAAUAUGCAGCUGUUUUCUGUGGAUCAGCAACGGAGCCAGGCUCUUGAAGCUCAUGCUGCAUCAUUUGCUUCUUUUAGAGUUGCUGGGAAUGAUAAAGACUCCAUACUUAUUUCGUUUGCUACAAAAUCGUCUAAUGCUGGUCAAAUUACGUCUAAGUUGCAUAUUAUUGAGCUUGGUGCUCAGCCAGGGAAGCCAUCUUUUACGAAAAAGCAAGCAGAUUUAUUCUUUCCUCCAGAUUUUGCUGAUGACUUUCCAGUUGCCAUGCAGAUAUCGCACAAGUAUGGUCUCAUCUAUGUGAUUACGAAGCUUGGGCUGCUUUUCGUAUAUGAUCUGGAAAGUGCUGCAGCUGUAUAUAGAAAUAGGAUCAGUCCAGAUCCUAUUUUUCUGACGUCAGAAGCUUCAUCUCUUGGUGGUUUUUAUGCAAUUAAUAGGCGAGGCCAGGUUUUGCUUGCUACAAUAAAUGAAGCAACUAUCGUGCCUUUUGUCAGUGGUCAAUUGAACAAUCUAGAGCUUGCUGUCAAUCUUGCUAAAAGGGGAAACCUUCCUGGGGCAGAGAACUUGGUUGUUCAAAGGUUCCAAGAGCUAUUUGCUCAAACAAAGUACAAGGAGGCUGCUGAGCUUGCUGCAGAGUCACCACAAGGCAUUCUCAGAACACCAGAUACUGUUUCAAAAUUUCAGAGUGUUCCUGUUCAAGCUGGGCAGACACCUCCAUUGCUCCAGUAUUUUGGAACCUUGUUAACCAAGGGAAAGCUUAAUGCGUUUGAAUCUUUGGAGCUAUCUCGACUUGUUGUUAACCAGAACAAGAAGAAUCUACUUGAGAACUGGUUGGCUGAAGAUAAACUGGAAUGUAGUGAGGAGCUUGGAGACCUUGUGAAGACUGUUGACACUGAUCUUGCCUUGAAAAUAUAUAUCAAAGCCAGAGCUACACCGAAAGUUGUGGCAGCUUUUGCAGAACGCCGUGAGUUUGACAAAAUAUUGAUAUACUCGAAGCAGGUAGGGUAUACACCUGAUUAUCUGUUCCUUCUGCAAACCAUCCUCCGAUCAGAUCCCCAGGGAGCUGUGAAUUUUGCCCUGAUGAUGUCUCAAAUGGAGGGAGGUUGUCCUGUCGAUUACAAUACUAUAACCGACCUUUUUCUUCAGAGGAACUUGAUCCGUGAGGCCACAGCAUUUUUAUUGGAUGUUCUGAAACCAAACCUGCCUGAGCAUGCAUUCCUGCAAACUAAGGUCCUGGAGAUCAAUCUUGUUACUUUCCCUAAUGUGGCCGAUGCUAUUUUGGCAAAUGGCAUGUUUAGCCACUAUGACAGACCGCGCAUCGCACAACUUUGUGAGAAAGGUGGCCUUUACGUCCGAGCACUUCAGCAUUACUCUGAGCUGCAAGAUAUCAAGCGUGUCAUAGUGAAUACUCAUGCAAUUGAGCCACAGGCACUUGUGGAAUUCUUUGGGACCCUUUCCAAGGAAUGGGCUCUGGAAUGCAUGAAGGAUCUGUUACUGGUCAAUUUAAGAGGAAAUCUUCAGAUAAUAGUUCAGGUUGCGAAAGAAUAUUGUGAUCAGUUAGGCGUGGAAGCCUGUAUUAAGCUCUUUGAACAGUUCAAGUCGUAUGAAGGAUUAUAUUUUUUCUUGGGAUCAUAUCUGAGCUCCAGUGAGGAUCCUGAUAUUCACUUCAAGUACAUUGAAGCUGCAGCAAAGACUGGACAGAUUAAAGAAGUUGAGCGGGUAACAAGAGAGUCAAAUUUCUAUGAUCCUGAAAAGACAAAGAACUUUUUGAUGGAAGCAAAGCUUCCCGAUGCACGACCAUUGAUCAAUGUCUGUGACCGGUUUGGUUUUGUUCCCGAUCUGACGCAUUACUUGUAUUCUAACAAUAUGCUUCGGUAUAUUGAAGGUUACGUGCAAAAGGUCAAUCCAAGCAAUGCUCCAUUGGUUGUUGGGCAGCUUCUUGAUGACGAGUGUCCCGAAGAUUUCAUUAAAGGGCUCAUCCUGUCUGUUCGUUCUCUUCUUCCAGUCGAACCUUUGGUUGAGGAAUGUGAAAAGAGGAAUCGGCUUCGCCUACUUACUCAGUUUUUGGAGCAUCUUGUCAGUGAAGGAAGCCAAGACGUGCAUGUGCACAAUGCUUUGGGUAAAAUAAUCAUUGAUAGCAAUAAUAAUCCGGAGCACUUCCUCACCACCAAUCCAUAUUAUGAUUCUCGUGUUGUGGGUAAAUACUGUGAGAAGCGUGAUCCUACCCUUGCUGUUGUCGCAUACCGCAGAGGGCAGUGCGAUGAUGAACUUGUUAAUGUCACGAAUAAGAAUUCUUUGUUCAAGCUGCAAGCCAGGUAUGUUGUUGAAAGAAUGGAUGGUGAUCUUUGGGCCAAGGUGCUUGAUCCUGAAAAUGAAUUCAGAAGAUUGCUCAUUGAUCAAGUUGUAUCCACUGCUUUGCCCGAGAGCAAAAGCCCAGAGCAAGUUUCUGCUGCUGUUAAAGCUUUUAUGACAGCUGAUCUACCCCAUGAACUAAUUGAGUUACUUGAGAAGAUAGUUCUUCAAAACUCAGCUUUCAGUGGGAACUUCAACCUUCAAAACUUAUUAAUCCUAACUGCAAUCAAGGCAGAUCCUUCUAGAGUUAUGGAUUAUGUGAACAGACUCGAUAACUUUGAUGGUCCUGCAGUUGGAGAAGUGGCUGUUGAAGCCCAACUGUUUGAAGAGGCUUUUGCUAUCUUUAAGAAGUUUAAUUUGAAUGUUCAGGCUGUUAAUGUAUUGUUGGACAAUAUCCGAGACAUUAACCGAGCAGUAGAAUUUGCAUUCCGAGUUGAAGAAGAUGCUGUCUGGAGUCAAGUUGCUAGAGCCCAACUCAGGGAAGGACUAGUUAGUGAUGCCAUUGAGUCAUUCAUCCGUGCUGAUGAUGCAACUCAGUUCCUGGAAGUCAUAAAAGCUGCAGAGGAUGCAGAUGUUUAUCAUGAUCUGGUGAAGUAUCUUCUCAUGGUUAGGGAGAAGGCUAAGGAGCCCAAAGUGGACAGUGAGCUCAUUUAUGCAUAUGCUAAGAUAGAUAGGCUGGGUGAGAUAGAGGAGUUCAUUCUCAUGCCUAAUGUUGCUAAUCUGCCGAAUGUUGGUGAUCGCUUGUAUGAUGAGGCUCUAUACGAGGCUGCUAAGAUUAUAUUUGCUUUCAUCUCCAACUGGGGCAAAUUGGCAAGCACGCUUGUGAAGCUGAAUCAAUUCCAAGGUGCUGUUGAUGCUGCUCGAAAAGCUAAUAGUGCGAAGACAUGGAAAGAAGUUUGCUUUGCCUGUGUUGACGCAGAGGAGUUCCGCUUGGCUCAGAUUUGCGGUCUGAACAUCAUUGUGCAGGUCGAUGACCUAGAAGAGGUUAGUGAGUACUAUCAGAACAGAGGAUGCUUUAAUGAACUCAUAUCGCUUAUGGAGAGUGGUUUAGGGUUAGAACGUGCACAUAUGGGCAUCUUCACAGAGCUUGGAGUCCUUUAUGCUCGAUACCGCCAUGAGAAGCUUAUGGAACAUGUCAAAUUGUUCUCUACUCGUCUCAAUAUUCCCAAGCUGAUCCGAGCCUGUGAUGAACAGCAGCACUGGAAAGAACUGACUUACUUGUACAUCCAGUAUGAUGAGUUUGAUAAUGCUGCAACAACUGUGAUGAAUCAUUCCCCAGAAGCUUGGGAUCACAUGCAAUUCAAAGAUAUUAUUGUCAAAGUUGCCAAUGUAGAGUUGUAUUAUAAAGCUGUGCACUUCUAUUUACAAGAGCACCCUGAUCUCAUCAAUGAUGUUUUGAAUGUCCUUGCUCUGCGCUUGGAUCAUACCCGGGUUGUAGACAUAAUGCGAAAGGCCGGUCACCUACGACUUGUCAAGCCAUAUAUGGUUGCUGUUCAGAGUAAUAAUGUGUCUGCUGUGAAUGAAGCUCUCAAUGAGAUCUAUGUGGAAGAGGAAGAUUAUGAUAGAUUACGUGAAUCAAUUGACUUGCAUGACAGCUUUGAUCAAAUUGGCCUUGCUCAAAAGAUUGAGAAGCACGAGCUUCUUGAGAUGCGGCGUGUUGCGGCUUACAUAUACAAGAAAGCAGGCAGGUGGAAGCAAUCUAUUGCCUUGUCAAAGAAGGACAACCUUUAUAAAGAUGCAAUGGAGACAGCUUCGCAAUCUGGUGAUCGCGAACUUGCUGAGGAGUUACUUGUGUAUUUCAUAGAACAGGGCAAGAAGGAGUGCUUUGCAUCGUGCCUCUUUGUUUGUUACGAUUUGAUUCGACCAGAUGUUGCACUUGAACUUGCCUGGAUGAACAAAAUGAUCGACUUUGCUUUUCCAUAUCUGUUACAGUUCAUCCGUGAAUACACGGGCAAAGUUGAUGAGCUAAUUAAGGACAAGAUUGAGAAUAUGAAGGAAGCAAAGGCUAAAGAAAAUGAGGAGAAAGAUGUUGUCAUGCAACAGAACAUGUAUGCCCAAUUACUGCCUCUUGCUUUGCCGGCACCCCCAAUGCCGGGUGUCGGGGGUCCUCCAGGAAUGGGCGGGGCCUUUGCUGGUCCUCCGCCGCCAAUGGGAGGAAUGGGCAUGCCUCAGAUGCAGCAAUUUGGCAUGCCCCCCAUGGGGUCGUAUUGAUAAGGAGGAGAGGUGGAUAUUGACUAGGAAGUGGUACGUGUACUUUGGACUUUAUGGUUUGACUCAAUAUGUUAUCUAUCUAUCUAUCCAUCAUCUUUGUUUUUAGACUUUACUAUCUUCUGGGAAUUGGGGGCUAGAACGGCCGAGGCAUUAUUGGUUGAAAGGGUUAGGGUUAUAUGACAAAACGAGAAAAAUGAUGAAUAAUGUGAUGGGAUGGAUGGUUGGUUGGUGUUGUUUUUUUCUUCUAUCAUAUACUCAUAGGGUGUGUGGGUGGAUAUAUAGUUUCUUUUCUUCCUUUGUAAUACUGUAUUCUUUGGUAGGCUGAGGCAUUUUUUGCAGCUUUAGGAGACAAGGCUGAAGCUUAAGGAAGGAUGUUAUGAUAAGUUGUGUAAUUUUUGUAUAAGCAAGUUGCCCUGCCCUGCCCCCCCGUACCUGUAGGGAGGGAGGAGAGGAUAACCGCCCAUUUUUAUUACUGUUUGUUUUCCAAGUAUUAUAUAUUGUUUUUGUGGUGGUUUGUUCUUUUUUUUUUUUGGGUAAAAAAGAGAUGGUAUGUAUUGUCUAUAUUUGUGUAUGUGACUUUUUUGUUCAUGUUUCUGAAUCCAUUUGGGGUUGAUUCAUUCGACUA
Messenger RNA from Andrographis paniculata, 6126 nucleotides. RefSeq names its product clathrin heavy chain 2-like. Gene Ontology annotation, molecular function: structural molecule activity; clathrin light chain binding. Lineage: Eukaryota; Viridiplantae; Streptophyta; Magnoliopsida; Lamiales; Acanthaceae. The coding region runs from base 378 to 5501 and encodes 1707 amino acids. Gene Ontology annotation, cellular component: chloroplast; plasmodesma; clathrin coat of trans-Golgi network vesicle. The record is from RefSeq and is a predicted model, not a curated record. The transcript has 30 exons. Gene Ontology annotation, biological process: intracellular protein transport; receptor-mediated endocytosis.